AUGAAGAGUCUAUCAUUGAAAGGAUUAAAAAAGGGAAACAACAAUACUGCAGAUAUUUUCGAAUAUGAUUUGAAUAGCUCGAGAGGAUCUAGGACUUUAGCAAUUGUUAAUUUGAAUGCAUCAUUCGAAACUGCUGGAAUAUCACCGAGAAUAUUUACAGGUCAGUUACCAGAGGAAGGUCAAUUCUUCACUCAAUUAACUCCUCGAAGAACUUCACCUGUUUAUUCUCAUAAUUCUUCAUACAUUGUUACGAAUAAUAAUACUACAACUAUUAGCUCUGUGAAUAAUAGUUUUGUCUUUGAACCAGUACCGAGUCCAAUUGAAUUCAACAACAAUUCAGGAACCUUUCACAGCAAUACGAAACGAUGUGUCUCCAUUCCUACCACUCCCAUUGUUCCUCUCACUUCACCCACCAGUGAAGAUGGCGACUCAUCGUUUAGUGAUGAAUUUCUAAUGGCCUCAACCACUCCAAGUAGAGCACAGAGUGCAACAUCAUCUAUUGGUGGAAGAAGAUUCACACCAAAGAAGAGUGCUAGAAAGCCACUCGACAUCAAACCAAAAGAACAUGUUCAAUUAUUUUCAACAUCUUCAUCCCAGGAUGUGGAUCCUAAAAAGAGGAGAAACAGUGUGAGUGGAAGUGUUGUUCUUCAGAAGAAGAAUAACAACAUGUCCACUCAAUCCAUCGAUUAUUUGAAACAUCAACCUCCUCCAGAGUCUCCUCGAAUCAAUAGUGCUCGAGGUAUUUCAAGGAGAGUGCAAUCUGCAGAUCCAAAGAACAGCAGAAGGCCAAGCACUCCAACUGUUUCAUUCAAACAAAUUCGACCACCUUCAUCAUCUUCAACUACAUCAACAGCCAUAGCCACACCAUCAUCUUCUACAGGAUCGACUGGAUGGAAGCCAAACACUUCAACAACUUCAUUGCCAACACCACGAAUGGCUCCAGGAAGAUUACCAAGAAAGAAAUCCUUUGCUCUCAACCCGUCACUUAAAUCUCAACUUGAAGCCAUCAAAUCUGUACCUCUCUUCCUACCAGACGAUAUUGACCCUUCACAUAAGAGUGUUAAAGACAAUGUUAGUCCCCUCUUCCUAAAUCAAGUGAUUGAAUCCUUGUUUGUUAAGGAGGACAAAUUAGUUGAAAAGGCAAGAUUGUACAAUGAAUUUAAGGAGGGUGAAGAAAGAAUCGAUCGACACACUGGAUCAACACCUAGAGGAUCCACUUCAUCCACAUUUAAUAAGAAUUCAUUUUAUCCCAAUGCUUAUAAGGCAGCUUCCUUAGCUAGUGUAAGAGUGGAGAAGGAAAAUCUAAUGAUGGAAAAUCCCUUUUUAUUGCGAAAGUCACAAGCUGGGAUUCAUGCAGACCAUUUUGGUGUGCAAGCACCAAUUUCAUCGAGGAGCUUGUCAUCAUCGAGAGCCUCAACUAGGAGAUAGCUUAAUUAAGAUUGCAAAUUACAGUUUAAAAAUUUACAGUGUAUUGUGUCUCACAGGAUGAUUAAGGUUGAAUGGUUCAUUUUACUAUGUCUGUGAGGAUUUAAUUUGGAGCGUUUUAUUUUUGUAAAAUGUGAAUCCAUUUCAGACGAUAUUACUGCCAAUUAUCGGUUGUGAUACAGUACCUGAAUCAAUACUGGCUUGGUUGUAUUGAAUAGAUUUUUAUUACAAUGGAGUUCAUUAAGAAUUGUGUCAGAAGAGGUAAAACCAUGUCCAUUAAAUAAACGAUAGAGAUACGAGUUCAUUCACC
Messenger RNA from Naegleria gruberi, 1735 nucleotides. RefSeq lists its product as uncharacterized. Lineage: Eukaryota; Heterolobosea; Eutetramitea; Acrasida; Naegleriidae. The record is from RefSeq and is a predicted model, not a curated record. The coding region runs from base 1 to 1428 and encodes 475 amino acids. The transcript has a single exon.